AAAGACCUGUGCAGGGGAGAGCCGGAGCCCACCGCCUUCGCCCCCGCCUUCGCCAGGCUGCGCCCUGAGCUUGCUCUCCCAGCUAGGGAGCUGCGGCCAGGGAUACCCUAGUGGGAGGCUCUGGUCCUUGCAUUUCAGGAAAGUGCCUAGCUAUCACGCGGUGCUCACACCCACCACCUGCCCUCUUUCUAGGCACCGCGCGAAUUUUCUUUUCCCUUUCUUUUUUUUUCUUUUCUUUUUUGGUAGGUGAAGUAACUUUUGCAUUCCCGCCUCCCCCCGCCCGGGUCCUAGGGACCAGAGGCGGCGCCGAGCCUGGGGGCGGUUCCUUGGCAGCGCUGGUUCAAGUCGCAGCCAGACUUUUGCUCCUGGGCUUGGUUUGCAUCAUCCCCAUCACACCCUCGGGGAAGAGGAGCCACCCCUUUCCAGCCUCAGCUUCCGGCCGAACGACCCCUCCCCCUCCGGGUCCCCCAGCCCUUCUCCCACCCUCCCCAGCACUGCACCCCCUCCGCAGUGUUUGCUGCCCCUCUCUGCCCUCCUCCAUCCCUUGUUGGAUGUUGCCCACUCCUUAAGGAAGGAUGGUUGAUUUGGAGAGCGAAGUGCCCCCUCUGCCUCCCAGGUACAGAUUCCGGGAUUUACUGCUAGGGGACCAAGGCUGGCAAAAUGAUGACAGGGUCCAAGUUGAAUUCUACAUGAAUGAAAACACAUUUAAAGAGAGAUUAAAAUUGUUUUUCAUAAAAAACCAGCGAUCAAGUCUAAGAAUCCGCUUGUUCAACUUUUCCCUCAAAUUGUUAAGCUGCUUAUUAUACAUUAUCCGCGUCUUGCUUGAGAAACCUUCACAGGGAAAUGAAUGGUCUCACAUAUUUUGGGUUAACCGAAGUCUACCUUUAUGGGGUUUACAGGUCUCGGUGGCAUUGAUAAGUCUAUUUGAAACAAUACUCCUUGGUUACCUCAGUUAUAAGGGAAAUAUUUGGGAGCAGAUUUUAAGAAUUCCAUUCAUCUUGGAAAUAAUUAAUGCAGUCCCCUUCAUCAUCUCAAUAUUCUGGCCUACGUUAAGAAAUCUAUUUGUUCCAGUUUUCCUAAAUUGUUGGCUUGCCAAACAUGCCUUGGAGAAUAUGAUUAAUGAUCUUCAUAGAGCCAUUCAACGUACACAGUCUGCAAUGUUUAAUCAAGUUUUGAUUUUGAUAUCUACAUUACUAUGCCUUAUCUUCACUUGCAUUUGUGGAAUUCAGCAUCUAGAACGAAUUGGCAAGAAACUCAAUCUCUUUGACUCCCUUUAUUUCUGCAUUGUGACAUUUUCUACUGUGGGCUUUGGGGAUGUCACUCCUGAAACAUGGUCCUCUAAGCUUUUUGUCGUUGCUAUGAUCUGCGUUGCUCUUGUAGUACUCCCUAUACAGUUUGAACAGUUGGCCUAUUUGUGGAUGGAGAGACAAAAGUCAGGAGGAAACUAUAGUCGACACAGAGCUCAGACUGAGAAGCAUGUUGUCUUGUGUGUCAGCUCAUUGAAGAUCGACUUACUCAUGGAUUUUUUAAAUGAAUUCUAUGCCCAUCCAAGAUUACAGGAUUAUUAUGUGGUGAUUUUGUGUCCCACCGAGAUGGAUGUGCAAGUUCGGAGGGUGCUACAGAUCCCAAUGUGGUCCCAGAGAGUGAUCUACCUUCAAGGCUCUGCCCUGAAAGAUCAAGAUCUCCUGAGAGCAAAGAUGGACAAUGCUGAAGCAUGUUUCAUUUUGAGUAGCCGCUGCGAAGUGGAUAGAACAUCAUCUGAUCACCAAACAAUUUUGAGAGCAUGGGCUGUGAAAGAUUUUGCCCCAAAUUGUCCUUUGUAUGUUCAGAUAUUAAAACCAGAAAACAAAUUCCACAUCAAAUUUGCGGAUCAUGUUGUUUGUGAAGAAGAGUUUAAAUACGCCAUGUUAGCUUUAAACUGUAUAUGCCCAGCAACAUCUACACUCAUUACACUACUGGUUCAUACCUCUAGAGGGCAAGAAGGGCAGCAGUCACCUGAGCAGUGGCAGAAGACAUAUGGGAGAUGCUCAGGAAACGAAGUCUAUCACAUCGUUUUGGAAGAAAGCACAUUUUUUGCUGAAUAUGAAGGGAAGAGUUUUACCUAUGCUUCUUUCCAUGCACACAAAAAGUUUGGUGUCUGCUUGGUUGGUGUUAGGAGGGAGGAUAAUAAAAACAUUUUGCUGAAUCCAGGUCCUCGAUAUAUUAUGAAUGCUUCAGACAUAUGUUUUUAUAUUAAUAUUACCAAAGAAGAAAAUUCAGCAUUUAAGAAUCAAGAUCAACAGAGAAAAAGUAAUGUGUCAAGGUCAUUUUAUCACGGCCCUUCCAGGUUACCUGUCCACAGCAUCAUUGCCAGCAUGGGUACUGUGGCUAUAGACUUGCAAGACACAAGCUGCAGAGCAACAAGUGGUCCUACCUUGGCUCUCCCUUCAGAGGGAGGCAAAGAAUUAAGAAGACCUAGCAUUGCUCCUGUUUUAGAGGUGGCAGAUACAUCAUCAAUUCAAACAUGUGAUCUUCUAAGUGACCAGUCUGAAGAUGAAACUACACCCGAUGAAGAAACCUCUUCAAAUUUAGAGUAUGCCAAAGGCUACCCACCUUAUUCCCCAUACAUAGGAAGUUCACCUACUUUUUGCCACCUACUUCAAGAAAAAGUGCCCUUUUGCUGCUUAAGAUUAGACAAGAGUUGCCAGCAUAACUACUAUGAGGACGCAAAAGCCUAUGGAUUCAAAAAUAAACUAAUUAUAGUUGCAGCUGAAACAGCUGGAAAUGGAUUAUAUAAUUUUAUUGUACCACUCAGGGCAUAUUAUAGACCAAAGAAAGAAUUAAAUCCCAUAGUUCUGCUAUUGGAUAAUCCGCCAGAUAUGCAUUUUCUGGAUGCAAUCUGUUGGUUUCCAAUGGUUUACUACAUGGUGGGCUCUAUUGACAAUCUAGAUGAUUUGCUCAGGUGUGGAGUGACCUUCGCUGCCAACAUGGUGGUGGUGGACAAAGAAAGCACCAUGAGUGCCGAGGAAGACUACAUGGCAGACGCCAAAACGAUUGUGAAUGUGCAGACUCUGUUCAGGUUGUUUUCAAGUCUCAGCAUUAUCACUGAGCUUACUCAUCCAGCAAAUAUGAGAUUCAUGCAAUUCAGAGCCAAGGAUUGUUACUCUCUUGCACUUUCAAAACUGGAAAAGAAGGAGAGAGAGCGCGGCUCUAACCUGGCCUUUAUGUUCCGACUGCCCUUUGCUGCCGGAAGAGUGUUCAGCAUCAGUAUGUUAGACACACUUCUCUAUCAGUCAUUUGUGAAAGAUUAUAUGAUUUCUAUCACCAGACUUCUUUUGGGACUGGACACCAUACCAGGAUCGGGGUUUCUUUGUUCUAUGAAAAUCACUGAAGAUGACUUGUGGAUCAGAACAUAUGCUAGACUCUAUCAGAAGUUGUGUUCUUCUACUGGAGAUGUUCCGAUUGGGAUCUACAGAACGGAAUCUCAGAAACUAACGACAUCUGAGUCUCAAAUCUCCAUCAGUGUGGAAGAGUGGGAAGACACCAAAGACGUCAAAGACCCAGGGCACCACCGCAGCAUUCACCGCAACUCAACCUCUAGUGACCAGUCAGACCAUCCCUUGCUGCGGAGGAAGAGCAUGCAGUGGGCCAGAAGGCUAAGCCGAAAAGGGCCAAAGCACUCCGGUAAAACUGCAGAGAAAAUAACUCAGCAACGACUGAACCUCUACCGGAGGUCGGAAAGACAGGAGCUUGCUGAACUUGUGAAAAACAGAAUGAAACACCUGGGCCUCUCUACGGUGGGCUAUGAUGAAAUGAAUGACCAUCAGAGCACCCUUUCCUACAUCCUGAUUAAUCCAUCUCCAGAUACCAGGCUUGAGCUGAAUGAUGUUGUAUAUUUGAUCCGACCAGAUCCACUGUCCUACCUUCCAAACAGUGAACCCAGUAGGAAAAACAGCAUCUGUAAUGCCGCUGUUCAAGAUUCUCGGGAGGAAACUCAACUCUGAUGAAGAGAAAAUAAGAGACAUUAUAUUCCUUACAGAUAUCUUGCUUAAAAUCAUUAAAAUGUUGCAGAUAGUCCUAAGAGCCUGACUGGAAUGUAUUCAAUUUCUCAUGUUACUUCUAUUUAAAAAUAAAAUCUAUUCUCUUAGAAGUACAGAUCAUUUUGAAACUUAAUGUGAUAUUUGUUGACAUUUUCCUUGUUAAUAUUUAAAUUCAUUAGAGGAAAUUCUCAAAAUGAAUACAAAAUGCAGACGUUAAAAUCUGAUAUUUAGUUGCUUAAGAAUAAUCACAAGUAUUGGCAGUCAAUUUUAAAACAUUAGUAAGACUGUAUAAAAAUUUAAAAAUCCACCUAUAUUAAGUUCAUCACAAGAACACAGAAGACUGAUAAUUUCCUUUUAUAAUUAAAUAUGUCACUAUAUUGUUUAAAUUACUGUUUCUAGAAUUGAGCCCAUUAAGAAUGCUUAUCACUCUGUAGAGAUUAACCACUAACUUACAUGGCUGACUUCUGCGUAGACAUCAUAGUUUGCUUCAGAAUAGAUCUUCAGUGUCAUGUCUGUCUUUCCAUAUUAUUGUAUUUAUUUUAGAAUCUGAGGUAUCCAUAGCAUGAUUAACUUUACAGAAGAAACUCAAACACAAAGGAAUAUUAAGCACCUGAGCUUUUUUGGUAACUUUACAUCAAAUGCACAUUUUAUGCUAAGAAGAGUGUACUUAAUAGAAAAUAUUUUUGUUCUCCUAAAAAAUAAUGCCUAACAUAGAGAAAACAAUACAUAUCUUUACAACUUAUUUGAAUGUGAGAAUUGGAAUAUUACUUGUAUAUAUCAGAUGAGCAGUGAUGAUUUCUAUUACUGUUGGCUUUAAUAUUUUUCAUUUAGCGAUAUAAUAAAAUUCACUAGGAAAAUGAUUUAAAGUUGAAAGAAGAAUAUUUAUAUGUCUUAUGGACCACAAAGACAUUUUACAAGCUUAAACAUUCUCAAAAUGUCUUUGAUAUUAAAUAUAAUCAAAGUCUGAUUUAAUGUAAAAUUAAUGAAAUGUAUCUUUACUUAGCAUUGUAAGGAAAAACAUCAUUACCAUAGAUAUUUAUUAUAUUUGAAUUGUAAUAUGAGUUAUUCAGACUUUGACAGAUAUAUUUAAUAUGACCUGACUAUUGGAACACUAAUACUUUUAGCUUUAUUCCCUAUUUUAUUGACUUCAUAAAUAUACUAAAACUCACAAGAGAAUAAAAUACAUACACAGUUUACCAAAUCACAUAGAAUGUUCUCAUUGAAAAUAUAUUGGUACUUUAAAAAAAACUAAAAUUCUGAUUUUUAUCUAUUUCUUUAUUCAUAAAGUUGACAUGGAGUUACAAUGCAACCUAAAAUAGUUCAUGUAGGAAAUAGAAUAUUUUUUCCUUUUUUUCAUAAUGAAACAGAUCAUAGAAAAAGAGAAUAAAUUAUUUAAAAAUGAGUCCUAAUAUCCUUCCAAUAAUUAUAGAGAAAAAUAGAAAGAUAAAAUGUAAAAUCAAAUCUUCAGGCAAUCUUACAAUUUGACCUGAGAAUAUAUACUAUAAUUUUUAUUAGCAGUAGUUAUCAUUACCCAUAAUUAGGAAAAGAAAAGCAUGAAGAGUUCCCUCAAAACAGAGAGUUGCUUUCCAGUCGUCAGAAAAAGGUGGUAGGAACAAGUUGCUUAAAACUGAGAGUGGGAGCAUACCUUAAAAGUCAUGAUUGUAUGUGAAAUACAUUUGAAAAACACACCACAUGAUGUUAAGAUUGAAAGCAGAACUGAAUUAAUGUAUUCAAUAGGUAAAAAUAUUGAAUAUAUAUUGAUAUCAGUAGUCAAGUAGUAUAUUUCUUUAGAUUGACACUUUUUUAUUCCAUUAAAGUUCUUUUAGGAAUAAAUGUCAGAUUUUCAAAGUCUUCUAUUUCCCAGUGACCUCUGAAAUUUAGUAUUUUUGCAUUAUGACAGUUGCUAAGACUGGGAUUUUAAGCUAGGAUAUGAUUAUAUUUCCUAUAAAACUAAAACUUUUGUUUCAUAUGUUUUAAAAUAAUUAUUUUUGAUUAUGAAUAUUAGUCCAAAUUUAAUAUUUGACAGAAUUCAUAUUGCUUGCUAUAACAAGGAGAGUUUAUAGUCUUUCCAGUUAUUUGAAGAACAAAGGAUGUUUAUUAAUGACAUUCAACAAAUUGUUGCCUUUUUAAAAUUAUUACACUUUGGACAUGAAGAUAAAACAUGAAGUAAUUGUGCUGGUAGUCUUUUGGGAAUUGGUUUGGUUUAUUGUCUAUGUACCAUUUUGCUACCAGUUUCAUUGAAUUGAUUUAAAAAUAAAUAAAUAAUAAAAUUAUUUCUGAUGAU
Messenger RNA from Mastomys coucha (southern multimammate mouse), 6303 nucleotides. It is a transcript of the gene Kcnt2, whose product is annotated as potassium sodium-activated channel subfamily T member 2. Bases 576 to 3983 code for a protein of 1135 amino acids. Gene Ontology annotation, molecular function: intracellular sodium-activated potassium channel activity. Gene Ontology annotation, biological process: potassium ion transport. The transcript is spliced from 28 exons. The record is from RefSeq and is a predicted model, not a curated record. Gene Ontology annotation, cellular component: membrane. NCBI's taxonomy places the organism in Eukaryota, Metazoa, Chordata, Mammalia, Rodentia, Muridae.